Messenger RNA from Ruditapes philippinarum (Manila clam), 1572 nucleotides. RefSeq lists its product as uncharacterized. NCBI's taxonomy places the organism in Eukaryota, Metazoa, Mollusca, Bivalvia, Venerida, Veneridae. The transcript has 6 exons. The record is from RefSeq and is a predicted model, not a curated record. Bases 1 to 1314 code for a protein of 437 amino acids.
AUGCAAUACUCUGGACCUUAUGUGCACAUAGCAGCCAAUAAAAGUGCACAGAAUCAGUAUAGUGUACUUUGUAUGAGUGAUAAACAAGGCAUGACAGCUCAAACACGAUUAAGUACACAGCAAACAUAUGGCAGCACUAAAUCAAAAACCCGGACUGCGCCAAAACUUUAUUCAUCAUCGACGAGCAUUCAAUCUCCGACAAUCUCCUCUGAACAACAAACUCUAUUUUCACCAACAAGUUCUCAAGCUCCGACAACCACAAGUACACAACUAACUCAGUCGUUUUCAAAGGACACUGUAACAGGGACAAAUGCACCGGAAGUUGUUAUUAAAAGUACAGUUAAAGGUCUUACAUAUUCAAACUGGCAGAUGUGCAAUGGCAAAUGUUAUAACUUUGGUAAAAACAAAAUGAGUUUUGUUGACCAGAAAUCAUACUGUAAUGGAAUAAUAAAUGGCGUUUCGAGGCAAUCAGACUUUGGGACCAGUGACAGUCAAACAAUAACAUCAGUACUGUCAGCAUGCCAUCUUAGCACAGUAGAUCAAGAACCAUACUGGAUAAAUAUGAAAUUUGUGGAUUUACCCGAGGAAAGUAAAUCGUAUGUAUUGUCAUCGUUUCAACAUCCAUAUUGUAGAGCAAAGGAAAUCUGCGAAUCAGACUGGAACAUUGAUAUUAGCCCUGUUAGACAAAAUGAUUCCUUUUGGGCGCAGUUGGCACUCAAGCUAGGCCUCAGAGGAAAAAUGAAACUCAGUUUUUGGAUAAAAAAUUCAGGUGUUUUAUGCCUUAAUACAAGCGAACUAGGCAAUGUGAUUUACUACGAAGGACCCUUGAAUUUCCAUAUGGAGCAUACAAGUACAAAUGAAUUUCAUCAAGUGUUGUGUGUGAAAAAUAUGUCAGUCUCGACUACAACACAGCAAACAUAUACGACAUCAAGAAGCACUACAAAGCCAAUAAUAAAUUUUAAAGCAAAAGUAAACACUCUUGCUCUGUCCAAAACUUCGGGAGAACCUGCCUGGCUUAAAGUUGACAAGAAGAAAUACUUCAUCAAUUACAAUUGCAGUGUGUAUAAGCAAACCAGCAGUUCCUUUAAUUACUUUAGGAUAUUUUCUAAUCCCGUUUCUAAAGCCAAUUCGUUCUGGAUAGGCGCACACAUUAUAACAGAUGAAGACCUGAGUGAGACAGAUGUAGACCUCGUACCGUACAAGAAUGAACCAGUUCGAUUCAAGUUGACAAAAGAGCACGUGCAAUCUAUGUGGAAGCAUCUUAGACAACAAAGAAAUUCCAGUCCUGUAAAUGAUGGCAACGCAGGAGGAUAAUUAUUCAGAUAUAACUUCAAAUAAAACUUUGAUGUCGACAUUUGUUGAUCUAAACAUUGUUUAUCAAUUUUCUUAUAAUAUUGCAUUUUUAUAAACUUUUUUCUAAUAAGGUCUUGCUAUACAAUGUGAUAUUUUAGAAAUCAUUUCAUCCAUACGUUUAUGUUCCUAGCUGAACAUUACAUAUGAAGGAAGACUCUGGCCAGAUGAAAUCAUUUUUUAAAACGCUUAUCGUGUGUUUUUCUCUGUGUGUGGCUUUUU